ACGGUGAACUUUCUUUCAACUGAGAACAAAAUUUUGGACUCACCACCAGGAUACGUUCCCAUUAGAACACCUGCUCGCAAAUUAAUGGCUACUCCGAUGUCUUUGGGUGGGAUGUUGGAGGAGGACCGAAAUCAAACUUAUGACCUACCCGCUAAAAUUCCAAGUGUAGUCAAUUUGCCAUUUUUUAAACAAGAAGACAUGCAACACUUUGGUAAAUUAUUAACGCGAUAUUAUGCAUCGUCUUCUGAAGAUAAAGAAUGGAACCCUGCCCAUGAGAAAGAUGGCACUUCGACAAAUAACUCACAAAGCUCAAGAUUUUGGUGCGGGCCCUCUAUUCAGUCAAAUCCUUCCACUUUUGAUGUCGCAAAAGUUAUAAACCGUAUACUUUAUAAAUUUGAUGCUUUGGUUCGUUCUUAUGAUGAAGAUUAUUUCGCACGAUGUG
Cetraspora pellucida is the source of this 442-nucleotide messenger RNA. The record is from the annotation of a GenBank genome assembly. NCBI's taxonomy places the organism in Eukaryota, Fungi, Glomeromycota, Glomeromycetes, Diversisporales, Gigasporaceae.